GUUUUUGCUUGCCUUUCGCGACGCCGCGCCAUCGCCUUCACUUCUUCCCGCCUCUCGCCUCCAAAAAUCCCCUUCGAAACGAGACGCGGGAGCUCGCGAUCGCCGGGCGCAACCGAGGAGGAGGAGGAAGACCCUUGCCGUUGUGGCCGCCGGAGCUGGUCGCCGUUGAUGCGGCAGGCCGAUACCCUUUAAAUUAUUAGAUGGCUCAGGCUGCAAGACUGAAUCUGCGAAUGCAGAAAGAGGUUAAGCUUCUUCUAAAUGAUCCACCUCAUGGGGUCUCCCUUAAUCUUUCUGGGGAUGAAAGUGCCUUGUCAUCGUUGUUGAGUUUCGAGGCCAGAAUACAGGGACCUGAUGAAACUGUUUAUUCAAAAGGAGUUUUUGUUCUGAAGAUCCAAAUUCCUGAAAGAUAUCCUUUUCAACCUCCCAAUGUGACAUUUGUUACUCCUAUUUAUCAUCCCAACAUAGACAAUGGAGGACGAAUUUGCCUUGAUAUACUAAAUUUACCACCAAAGGGUGCCUGGCAACCAUCGCUCAACAUUGCUACUGUUUUGACAAGCAUUGGUUUGCUGCUAAGUGACCCAAACCCUGACGAUGGGCUGAUGGCUGAAAUAAGUCGAGAGUACAAAUACAACAGACAAGUUUUUGACAUAAAUGCUCGGUCCUGGACUGAAAAGUAUGCUAAUCCUUCAGCAAUUGGCGCUAGUGGUUGGAGCUCUGUAGAUGUUUCAACCCUGGCACCAAACAUACAAGAGGAGAAGCUAAGCCUGGAGCCUUUGCCAAAAGCUUCAAAUAAAAAUUGUGAUGGGAGUAGAAAGAAGAUGAGGCUACUUAGUCAAAAGUUAUCUCUGAAAUCAGUACCUGAAGAGAAUACCACCACUGGCAAAAAGGACCUGGUGACAAACCACUUAUCAUCGACAGCAAGACCCACUGAUCCUACUGCAUGCUUGUCUGAUGUUUCAGGCAAACUGAAUGAUACCUCAGAAAGCAUAUCUGUCAUCGCAGAUAGUGCAGUGACUUCAAAGAAAGAAUACCAAGGAACUAGAAGGAACUUGCAGUUACUUGGGCAGGGGCUUCCUGUUACAUCAGAAGGUCCUAGCAAGAACAGUAAUGGCAGUGUGGAAGAUAAGUUACCUAAUCAUCUUCUAGCAUCAGCAUCAUCGAACACUAAGCAUCCUGUCAUGGGAUCUUCUGAUAAUGCUUUAGAGAAGAGUAGUGCAAAGCGCAUUGGUGAGUCAUUAGAUAGCUUGUAUAAAGCAUCAGAAGGCGAUGGUACAAAUGUGAGGUCACUUGGUCAGAAGUUGUCACUGAAAUCGGCAAAGCCUGAAAGCAAGAGCAAUGUUCAGAAGGAAAACAUGGCUCCAAAUCAUCUGCCUUCAUUGUCAGGCUUCAGUAAUCUGGAUAAAAGACAAUCGCAUGUUAUUUCAGGGGGAAAUUCCAUUGGGCAUACUAAUCUGGUUCAACAAAAUUCUAACAACGAAAAUGUACUUCCAAGUACCCAGUUGAUACCAAGUAAAGAAUGCAAUCAAGGCCGAAAGAAGCUGCAUUUACUAAGUAAGAGGCUGUCAUUGAAAUCUGAGCUGCCUGCAGACAAGACCAUUGAGAAGGAAUAUAUGCAAACAGAUUGUUCUCAAAACAACAGGAAGCCCAAUGAACUUCCGUUGUCAGCGCCUGUCCUCAAAAAUCAGAUCUUGGGUACCAUUGAUCCACAGAAAGAUGCCAGGCAAAGCAAGUCUUCCAUCCAACAAAACACAACUCCUGUGGAGAGGAUUGUUGUUUCAGAUAGUGAAGAUAGUGCUGAUGAAUGUGAAAGACCUUCAAGAUCAAGGCUCUCAUUGAUGAGGAGACGAUUGGCUGGAAAACCAAGAAGCUAACUUGACCCAAAAUCUUCGGCGUUUCAUAGGCUACCGUGUAAAGUCAUGGAAGAUGGCAAUGCUUCAGUAAAUUCUCUUGACUGUUUAUGAUCACAUAUGUGAUACGUUCUUAUCUUUAUGUUGCCCUAUCUAUGAUAUGGGUGUUCGGACUUCGGAACAUGCUGCGCUAGCAUCUAGUAGAAUUUUUCAUAGAAUUCCAUGCCUGCCUGCUAGCCCGCUUGUGUUAACUGUCCUUUCUGUAUCCUGCUGUAAUAUCUAAGACUAUGCAGCUGUCACUGA
Molecule: messenger RNA, 2150 nt
Organism: Oryza sativa Japonica Group (Japanese rice)
Lineage: Eukaryota; Viridiplantae; Streptophyta; Magnoliopsida; Poales; Poaceae
Biological process (GO): protein polyubiquitination; DNA damage response
Cellular component (GO): nucleus
Molecular function (GO): ubiquitin conjugating enzyme activity
Source: RefSeq, a predicted model, not a curated record